This is a messenger RNA of Punctularia strigosozonata HHB-11173 SS5, 957 nucleotides long. RefSeq lists its product as uncharacterized. The record is from RefSeq and is a predicted model, not a curated record. Bases 1 to 957 code for a protein of 318 amino acids. The transcript is spliced from 9 exons. NCBI's taxonomy places the organism in Eukaryota, Fungi, Basidiomycota, Agaricomycetes, Corticiales, Punctulariaceae.
AUGGUCGUCGUCAAUUAUGUCCUCGCUUCCGCGCUCGCUGUAACCACCUUUCACGGAUUCAUCCUGGGUGUCGCGGGACAUGGGUACGUUCAGAACGUGAAUACGAACGGACAGGACUAUACGGGCUGGCUUCCCUUCUCGGAUCCUUAUGCGGAUCCAGUUCCCGCUCGUGUUAUUCGCAAGAUUCCGAGCGAUGGACCAAGUGAGUGCUUUGAAGCUCACCUCGCCUGCAAUACAGGUGGCGAGACAGGUGCUUCGGUAUCGGCCAGUGUCCCGGCAGGAUCCAGCGUCACCUUUGACUGGACAAACUGGCCUGCUGAUCAUCUCGGCCCGGUUUCCAGCUACAUGGCCUCCUGCAAUGGUGACUGCGCAAACUUCAACGUGAAGGGAGCGCAAUGGUUCAAGAUCGACGCAUCGGGAUACGAUCAGAGCACUAGCACAUGGGCAAGCGCGGAGCUUAUUGCCAACAACAACAGCUGGACGUCAACGGUCCCGAAGCAGUUGGCAAGUGGUCACUACUUGAUCCGGCACGAAAUCGUGGCGCUCCACUCCACUGGACAACCGCAAUACUACCCGAGCUGUCUGCAGGUGAAUGUCACCGGCGGGGGAAGCAGCACGCCGUCCGGGGAUGAUCUCGUAUCGAUCCCCGGACUGUACGACAAUGUUGCCUGGCCCGACAUUUGGACUGACUUCGGGAGCUUUACCAUUCCCGGACCUGCAAUUGUCUUCACAGACAGCACCGGGAGUACGCCCUCCGGCGUCGCCUCCGCAUCUGCGUCCGGAUCGCAGACCGCUGCUCCCUCCAAGACCGCAGCGGCUUCCACCACUCCGGAGAAAUCCGCUACUCCAACUCGCGCCGCUACUUCCUCUCCACUUGUAUCGACGGGUCGAUGCAAGGCCAAGAAGUCACGUGCUUCCGCCUUCAAGCGCCAUGCAUCGAUCCGGCGGUCUCAUUGA